Messenger RNA from Triticum turgidum subsp. durum (durum wheat), 1083 nucleotides. Lineage: Eukaryota; Viridiplantae; Streptophyta; Magnoliopsida; Poales; Poaceae. The record is from the annotation of a GenBank genome assembly.
AUGUGGCUCUAUCUGCAGGUAUUUGCUUUGAGGGACGCAGGGCAUUUAGCAGAGAAUGCAACAGCUUAUGUGAGUCUGGAGCCCUGCAACCACUACGGGAGAACCCCUCCCUGCACUGAAGCACUCAUCAAAGCCAAAGUUAAGGAGGUUGUGGUGGGGAUGACUGACCCAAAUCCUAUUGUAGCAUCCAAAGGGAUUGAAAAACUCAGAAAUGCCGGCAUAGAUGUAAGGGUUGGCGUGGAGGAAGCAUUAUGUCUCAGAUUAAAUGAGGCUUACAUUCACCGUAUGCUUACUGGGAAGGCCUUUGCAACUUUGAGAACUACACUCUCGAUGAACGGAACUGUCAUAAAUCAAAUUGGGAGCGGAGCUGAUCAACCAGGAGGAUACUACUCGCAACUAGCGAAAGAAUACGACGGAGUUAUAAUUUCAAGCGACAUGGCCAAGGCGACUACCUUACCAAUAUCACGCGAGGCUGGCGCAAAGCAGCCUCUUUACAUCAUCAUAGCGCAGGGAGAAGGUUCCAAAGUACACAUCCCGUUUCUCAAUGAAGAGUCUGCAUCUAACGCCAUAGUCCUGGCUGAUAGUCCCGUCGCCGUGGAGCCAUCGGGAGUCAGCGUCUCGGUCCUCGACCAGAUGAACCUAGAGUCCAUCCUCCGACUUCUCGCGGAUCGAGGGUUGUGCAGUGUGCUGGUUGAUUUCCGAGAUGCCGGAGGCGUCCUGGUGCCGCUGCUGAGCAAGUUUCAAGAGGACAAGCUGGUGCAGAAGGUUGUUGUGGAGCUCUCACCUGUCUGGGUGGUGAGCCCAGGGCCGAGCGACCUGGCGUUUGGUGGCAGCCAGUCGUUUCCACUCAAGAACGUGGAGCACAAGGAGGAAACUAUUGUCCACAGUUAUUUUUCCAAUGCCAUUGGUAGGGGUCAUGCAACAACCCAAGAUUUUAAUUGGGAGAACCCAAAUUUGGGGCACACAGACCUAAAGGGCAUUGACGAACCAUUCACGAGGAGGAGGUCAAGAGUGCCGUGGACCAAAUGCCGAGUGACAAGGCACCCAGCCCAGAUGGCUUCACCAGCGCUUUCAGUGCUAUAA